CCCCCAGCCGAGACGCAACGCAACAGCAUUCUUCUUCUUCUUCUUCUUGUUCCCAUGAGAGACUCCUCUCCUAAUUAAACUAGUCUCAAAGUCAACUUAGUGAGACGACCUUAGUUUAAUGAAACGCAUGUUCGCACAAAUCCCCAUCUCUCCUAAUCCAUGCCGAACGAAGCACAAUUCAUGGGAUAUUCCCCGCAGAUUGUGCUGCGGACUGGACUCGGUUAGUAGUCAGUUAGUUAGUUUAUAAUCCCCGAAAAAUCAUCUCAUCUCCAAAGGGGAUCUAUCUAUCUAUUUAAACUGGAGGCCUCAACUCCAGCCUGCUGCGUCUCCAUUGCAUUCCAGACUCUUCUUCUUUCUGUUUCUCGAGCGAGUCAAGUUAGUUGUUGGGGGCGAGCGAGAACCAAGCAGGGGAGCCUGCCAGAGAGUCUAGACGGAAAGCAUGUCGUUGGGCGCUCGCCGGUGCCUGGGCCUGGUGGCGCUCCUCGCCGCGCUCCUGGCCGCCGACGCCGGGGUGACGAGCCCGUACCGGCGGAAGCUGGAGGCGACGGCGGACAUGCCGCUGGACGCCGACGUCUUCCGCGUGCCGCCGGGCUACAAUGCGCCGCAGCAGGUGCACAUCACGCUUGGCGACCAGGACGGCACGGCGAUGAUCGUGUCGUGGGUGACCCCCAACGAGCUGGGCAACAGCACCGUCAUGUACGGCGGCGCGCCGGACAAGCUGGAGCUGCGGGCGGAGGGCGUCCACACGCGCUACGACUACUUCAACUACACUUCCGGCUUCAUCCACCACUGCUUCCUCAAGAACCUCAAACACCGCACCAAGUACUACUACGCCAUGGGGUUCGGCCACACGGUGAGGACCUUCUGGUUCACCACGCCGCCAAAGCCGGGGCCGGAUGUGCCCUACAAGUUCGGACUCAUAGGCGACCUUGGUCAGACGUUCGACUCCAACAUAACUCUGUCUCACUACGAGGAGAACGGCGGCGAUGCCGUGCUGUUCGUGGGCGACCUCUCGUACGCCGACAACCACCCGCUGCACGACAACAACCGGUGGGACACGUGGGGUCGCUUCGCCGAGCGCAGCGUCGCCUACCAGCCCUGGAUCUGGACGGCCGGCAACCACGAGCUGGACUUCGCGCCGGAGCUGGGCGAGACGGCGCCCUUCAAGCCCUUCACCCACCGCUACCCGACGCCGCACCGCGCCGCCGGCAGCACGGAGCCCUUCUGGUACUCGGUGCGGAUGGCCUCGGCGCACGUCAUCGUGCUCGCCUCCUACUCCGCCUACGGCAAGUACACGCCGCAGUGGGCGUGGCUGCAUGAUGAGCUCGCCCGCGUGGACCGCAAGGUGACGCCGUGGCUCAUCGUGCUCAUGCACUCGCCCUGGUACAACAGCAACAGCUACCACUACAUGGAGGGCGAGACGAUGCGGGUGCAGUUCGAGCGCUGGCUCGUGGACGCCAGGGCCGACCUCGUCCUCGCCGGCCACGUCCACUCGUACGAGCGCAGCCACCGCGUGUCCAACGUCGCCUACGACAUCAUCAACGGCAAGUCCACGCCGGCGAGGGACGUGGCGGCGCCGGUGUACGUGACCAUCGGCGACGGGGGGAACAUCGAGGGCAUCGCCGACAACUUCACGCAGCCGCAGCCGAGCUACUCGGCGUUCCGGGAGGCCAGCUUCGGGCACGCCACGCUCGAGAUCAAGAACCGGACGCACGCCUACUACGCCUGGCACCGCAACCAGGACGGCGCAAAGGUCGUCGCCGACGGCGUCUGGCUCACCAACAGGUACUGGUUGCCCACACAAGACGACACCAACUGAUGGAUGCUGCUGCUGAGGAUCCGUUGUACUCCUGCAAGAGCAAGCUAGUUCCUUUUAGUUAAUUUCUUCUUCUUUCCGACGGCGACGAUCCUCUCCUGACAGCUAGGCUGAGAUCGAUGAGCGAGCCAGCUGGUAACUAAUGAUCCAUUUGGAAAUUAAACUAGCUCCGAUUCACGAAAAGUCGAAAAAUGCAUGGCAACUCUCAUCUUGUGAUGAGGAUGAUUGUAAUGAAUGAUGAAUGGAGAUUUCAGCAUACUCAUUUUA
Panicum hallii is the source of this 2083-nucleotide messenger RNA. Its product is annotated as purple acid phosphatase 2-like. Gene Ontology annotation, molecular function: acid phosphatase activity; metal ion binding. The record is from RefSeq and is a predicted model, not a curated record. The coding region runs from base 440 to 1819 and encodes 459 amino acids. The transcript is spliced from 3 exons. Lineage: Eukaryota; Viridiplantae; Streptophyta; Magnoliopsida; Poales; Poaceae.